Molecule: messenger RNA, 2393 nt
Organism: Lingula anatina
Lineage: Eukaryota; Metazoa; Brachiopoda; Lingulata; Lingulida; Lingulidae
Product: mediator of RNA polymerase II transcription subunit 15
Biological process (GO): regulation of DNA-templated transcription
Molecular function (GO): transcription coregulator activity
Source: RefSeq, a predicted model, not a curated record
AAGACGAGGAUGAAAACACCGGAAGUCAUACUCACGACAACAUGGCCGAGAAAGCCGAGGACUGGCGGACUCAGCAAUUUCGACAAAAAGUUAUAAUUCAAAUUGAUGAAGCUGUCCGCCAUGCAGGAAGUCCAACCAGUAAGUCUCCAUAUGAAAUGGAGAACCAUGUGUUUCAGAAAGCAAAAACCAGGGAUGAAUACUUGGCCCUGGUUGCCAGAUUAAUCAUCCAUGUACGUGAAAUGAAUUCCAAGAAAGAGAAAGCUGCUCAGCAGGCUGCAGCGGGUGGGGCUAUGAUGACAGGGGGCAUGCACCCCAUGGGAGGAGGGGGACAAGCCCCCAUACAAGACCCUAUCAAUGCCCUACAGAAUUUGGCGAAGACUGGAGUGGGAACAUCCAUGGGACCUCAACAGAUGGCACAAGGUCCUAUGGCAAACCGUGGCCAGGUUCCUAUGAUGCAGCAAAUGAUGGUGCGAGGAAUGAGUCAGCAGCAGGACGUGGGGCGUUCCCCACAGAUGACUUCUCCUCCUGUGUUGUCACCACUGAGCAGGCCGUCGUCUCAGGUCCAGUCACCUUACUCUGUACAAAAUACUUAUGGACAGGUAUCUCAACAACAACAAUCUUCAAGUGUUCCUUCUCCUGCAGUGUCUAGCAUACAACCAGUGCACUCCCCAGCUAACCCAUUUGCCAGUCCAUCCCCAGGCCCAGGCAGUGCCAUGGCCCCUUCCCCAGCUUCUAGGGUGUCAUUUGGAGCUCCUUCCCCUGGAGGCAUCUCUGUUAACACUCCUGGUAACCCAGGCUCUGUGGGUCCUGCACCCAGCCCUGCCUUGCGCUCAGCAGAAGACCAGGCCUAUUUAGACAAGCUGAAACAGCUCAGCAAGUACAUUGAGCCACUUAGAAGAAUGAUUAACAAAAUAGACAAAGACGAAGACAGAAAGAAAGAUUUAAGUAAAAUGAAGAGCUUAUUGGAGAUUUUAUCAGAUUCAAACAGAAGGCUGCCUAUGCAGACAUUACUCAAAUGUGAGCAGGUCCUGGAAAAAUUAGAAUUACUUUCAAAACCAAGUUCCUCCUCUAGUACCUCAGUAUCCUCUAGCUCUCAGGGCCUCAAAUUGUCAGAACAGCACAUGUGCCAGCCCCUGCUGGACACGGUGGCACAGUUUGUGAAGUCUCCAACUCUCAACCAUACAUUGGAGAGAACAUUUGGUCCAGCCCUGGAUGCUCUCCACGGACCACCUAUCAGAGGGCCCAGUCCUCCACCCAAGAGGUUCAAACCAGAAGAAGAUAAAGAAGGUGAAGUUCCAAAUGUGAUUCAAGGUGAAAUUGCCAGGUUGGCCAGAAGAUUUAAAGUGGACUUUGAUCCUAUGACCAGGAAUGGAGAAAAAACAUUGCAUUUCAUUUGCAAGCUAGAUGACAAGAAUCUCCCCAGUGUUCCCCCUCUCAGUAUCACAGUUCCAGCAGGCUACCCAGAAACCAGCCCAGAGUGUGACACUGCGCUGGGAGACUAUGAGUCUACACCUUUUCUUCAAAAUGUUCAGAAAUCUUUGGAUAUAAGCUUGACAAAAAUGCCCAAUAGAUACUCCAUUACAGCUCUGCUUGAUACGUGGGAAAUGAGUGUAAGGCAGGCUUGUAACCCUGACCAUGCAACCCAGAAGUGAGUCGAACUUGAUGCCAUCUGGUGUGGUGAAAUUGUUUUAAACAAUACAGACCUCCAAGAAAUGAAUGAACAGAGUGCCUGUCUUUGCUACACCUGUGUACGGAACUAUUUAUUGACCAAGUCAAAUGCAUUCAAAGGAAACUAUGUAGUAGAAGAUUCCUUGAAAAGGUUACAAAAGUUUCUCACUUUAUAAGACACUGGAUUUAGUAAUUAUUUCAGUGUAGAAAUUGAUUCUUUGUUUUUACACAAUUUAAGAUGUGUAUUAUCAUCAAAUUGAAUCGUGCAAAGAGAAAUGUUUCAUUUUCCCUUGCCAUUAUUUCAGUAGAUACAGGCUCUUAGUUGCUACAUGGAGCAGUAUUAUGGACUAUAGAUAAAUAUAGUAAUAAGGACUUGUAAUAAUUUCAAAAUAUUUGUGAGAGCGCAAGCUGGAUAUUCCAUAUUUGAAUAAAGACCAAUAGAUAAGAAAAAACUGUUGUGCUUCACUGCAUGUAUUUCAAAUUUUCUGAUUGGAUUUGUGCUUUCUUUGUUUGUUCUCUCUUAUGUAACAAGGUGGAAAAUGUGUAACAAUCUAAGUGGUUCAGUUCAGCCCACCUGCCACCAAGGGUCUCCUCAGUCUUCUUUCGCGGUUUACGAAAUUGGAUGAAAGGCCCUUGAAAGAUUUUGGAUGAUCAAGCCAUCCGCUCUUGUGUAAAUAAUUGCCCUUAUGAAACUGGCACAGCAGUAGAGGUGAUGAUUGUGGUGU